AGUAAAACAAUAAAAAUUGUUAGUCAGAAGCGCCUUCAGAGACGUUUAAGAAAAAAUGCUACCAGUGCCUGAAAGGACCCAACCUCAUCCGGACGCUCGUUGUGCUGGUAUGCAGCUGCAUAGUAAUACAGCAGAUAACCGCAUGUGUGCGGAAACUGAUAAAUAUCCCGAUCACGACGCACACAUACUUCGACUUCAAUGAGACGCUCAUGUACCCCAGCCUUACGUUCUGCCGGGAGCCACCGUACAAGUACGAUAAGAUGGAGGAAUAUGGCCUGUAUUCGCACCCUCGAUUCACCUCCGUCUGGCGCAACUUCAACUUUUCCCACGUCACUCUGGACCAUUUGUGGGAAGAGAUCACCUAUAGCAGUGGCGAGUUCUUCGUACAGUAUGGUUUUGAUGGGCUGGUGGAAAAUUUGGAGGUGGAAUCAACUCUUGGCUUCAUGAUGGGCCGAUGUUAUACUCUUACACCGCGGGUGCUGAGCUAUAAGGCAUCCCAAAGCGCCGGGUACUCCCUGACGCUUCGUCACAACGCCCUGGACAUCGCUAACAGCAUCAGCACCACUCCACCAGGAUACCACGUCUACGUGCAUUAUUCCAUGGAACCUUUUACUGAAGUGGCAGUAUACAACGGUGGUCUGGUGGACUACUUGUACGUGAACAUCGGCGAGACCAUAGACGUGAAGCUCUCAGUGGACCAGUAUGAGAAGAUCAGUCGAGAUCACGAUCCGUGUGUGAACUGGGAGAACUACAGUACAAAUGAGUGCACCACUAAAUACGUGUCAUAUCUGGUAGGUGAGGCUGUUGGGUGCUCUGGACCCUGGAUGAUCAGUGAUCUUCCCCGUUGCGACAACUACAGGGACAUGAGAAGUCUUAUCACGGAAUAUAUAAAUAUGUACGAGGAUCACAACUGCACUAGUUGUCCCCGCAUCUGUCGUUCGUACCUUUACAAUGCCUUUGUAACAUUCCGGAGGAGCGACUACACAUGGGAUUCCAUGAAGAAGGUGUGGGCUCUAAACUUCGGUGUUGCCACUUUGGAGACACAUCUGUACAUCCACUUCAACACUAUGAUGGUGUCCGUAUACAAGGAGCGAUACAACUACGACUGGAACUUAUUCCUGUCGGACCUCGGUGGAAGUAUUGGGUUCCUUCUAGGCCUCUCCGUUAUCGGCCUCAUGUCAAUGUUCGGCAAGCUGUGGGGCAUUACAGUUCAGCCCCUUUUCAAACCGAGGGAGGACGCACCCAAUAUUGCCGGGUCUGCAGCCACAGCCGAUGUUAAGACCGUCUACAAAGACCUGGCUAUGGAUCUGGACUAUUUGAAGAAAUGUCAAGAAUGGAAUAUGAAAAACGAUUGUAAUGACAAAUGAGAAAUUUAUUAUAUUCAUGAGCAUUUA
Cydia strobilella is the source of this 1394-nucleotide messenger RNA. RefSeq lists its product as uncharacterized. Gene Ontology annotation, molecular function: ligand-gated sodium channel activity. Gene Ontology annotation, cellular component: plasma membrane. Gene Ontology annotation, biological process: sodium ion transmembrane transport. NCBI's taxonomy places the organism in Eukaryota, Metazoa, Arthropoda, Insecta, Lepidoptera, Tortricidae. The record is from RefSeq and is a predicted model, not a curated record. The transcript is spliced from 10 exons. Bases 210 to 1367 code for a protein of 385 amino acids.